CCUAUCUAUUUAAAGGAACCAAUCUCUAGAUCGGAACACACAACACAUCGAAAGAUCUGUCCUUUGUGUUCUGUUUUUGAGUGUGUCUGGUUUUAUCUUCUCCGGCGAAAAUUGGUGAUCGGGCAUCACGGCUAUACACGGGAUAUCAACGGGUGUCAGCUUUCAUGUCCAUCUUGUACGCAAGGAGGGUUGUUUAAUCGAGACUAACCCUUUGCCGCACGGAGGACGUGGAGCUCUGCCGUCUGAAGGCGGCAGCCCUUCCGAUCUCCUCUUUCUCGCCGGAGGCGGUUCCUCCUCCUUCACCUCUUUUCUCUUCCUUUAGGUUUUAGGGUUUAGAUUUGUUUCUUCUUCUUCUUCUUCUUUCUUUUUUUUUUCUUCCUGAGAAUGCUGAAAAUCAAGAGGGUUCCGACCGUAGUGUCUAACUACCAAAAGGAUGAAGCUUCGGAUGAAUCUGUCGGCUGUGGACGGAACUGUCUCGGAGCUUGCUGUCUGAACGGUGCAAGGCUUCCGUUGUACGCUUGCAAGAAACUGGAAAAAUCCGGCACCGGAGAGAAGGUUGUGAUCAGCGGUGAAGCUAGAGAGCCUCCUGUGGCUUUUCUGGAGUCCCUUGUCCUUGGAGAGUGGGAGGAUAGGUUCCAUAGGGGGCUCUUUCGCUACGAUGUCACUGCCUGCGAAACCAAAGUGAUCCCGGGGAACUAUGGAUUCGUUGCUCAGCUAAACGAGGGUCGUCACCUAAAGAAGAGGCCUACCGAGUUCCGCGUGGACAAGGUUUUGCAGUCUUUUGAUGGCAACAAGUUCAACUUCACUAAAGUUGGUCAAGAAGAGUUGCUCUUCCAGUUUGAAGCUGGUGAAGAUUGCGAAGCUCAGUUCUUCCCCUGCAUGCCUCUUGACGCUGAUAAUUCUCCUAGUGUUGUUGCCGUCAAUGUUAGUCCAAUAGAGUAUGGCCAUGUCCUGCUGAUCCCUCGCGUUCUUGACUGCCUACCUCAGAGGAUCGACCACAAAAGCCUUUUGCUUGCACUUCACAUGGCGGCAGAGGCAGCUAAUCCUUACUUCAGACUCGGUUACAACAGCUUGGGUGCUUUCGCCACUAUCAACCAUCUUCACUUUCAGGCUUAUUACUUGGCCAUGCCUUUCCCAUUAGAGAAAGCUCCUUCAAAGAAGAUGAUAACCACUGUUAGUGGUGUGAAAAUCUCAGAGCUUGUGAAUUACCCUGUGAGAAGUCUUCUCUUUGAAGGUGGAAGCUCUAUGCAAGACCUAUCUGAUACUGUCUCAGAUGCCUGUGUUUGCCUCCAGAACAACAACAUCCCUUUCAACAUUCUCAUAUCUGAUUCUGGACGGCAGAUCUUCUUGAUGCCACAGUGUUACGCAGAGAAGCAGGCUUUAGGUGAAGUAAGCCCCGAGUUGUUGGAAACGCAAGUGAACCCAGCUGUGUGGGAGAUAAGUGGGCACAUGGUGCUGAAGAGGAAAGAGGAUUACGAAGGAGCUUCGGAGGAGAACGCAUGGAGGCUACUAGCAGAAGCUUCUCUGUCAGAGGAAAGGUUCAAGGAGGUUAAUGCUCUCAUCUUUGAAGCCAUAGGUUGUAGUAACCAAGAGGAGGAGCUUGAAGGAAUCUUAGUUCAACCUAGUGGAAGUGUUAACCAGACAGGCAACCGAACCCUUGGAGGUCCGAUCACUAACGGGAUUGCCUCUGAGUGCCUUGUUCUUCAGUGAACAACUGCGGCCUCGUGGGUUUUUAUGUGUAAUUAGAGUUUACAAUGCAUAAAUAAGCAAACUCUCUUGGUAGUUGCAUUUGAAGCUUCCCAGUGCUCUUUUUGUGAUGGUUAUGGGUGUUUUAUGUCCUAAACUUGGUUGUAAGUUUAUGUUAUGGAUGAUCUAUGUUUAUGGUUUAAUCUUGUUUAAAUUCGAUUAGUUUA
This is a messenger RNA of Brassica oleracea var. oleracea, 1913 nucleotides long. Its product is annotated as GDP-L-galactose phosphorylase 1-like. Gene Ontology annotation, cellular component: cytoplasm. Gene Ontology annotation, biological process: glucose metabolic process. Lineage: Eukaryota; Viridiplantae; Streptophyta; Magnoliopsida; Brassicales; Brassicaceae. The transcript is spliced from 6 exons. Gene Ontology annotation, molecular function: GDP-D-glucose phosphorylase activity. Bases 385 to 1710 code for a protein of 441 amino acids. The record is from RefSeq and is a predicted model, not a curated record.